Molecule: messenger RNA, 7132 nt
Organism: Pocillopora meandrina
Lineage: Eukaryota; Metazoa; Cnidaria; Anthozoa; Scleractinia; Pocilloporidae
Source: the annotation of a GenBank genome assembly
CUUAAGCUGAUGUUCCGUUAGCUUGCAGUUAGUCAUUAACUUCGCAUGCUGUUGAUGUUAAUUUUUGCUUCAUGGCAAGUUAUUGUGGCCAAAAUUUCCAGUAGUUGUUAAGCGUGUAUGGUUUUCCUGAGAAUUCCCUGGUUUUUCUUUGGGAGAAUGAUCGUCAACAAAUGGCUGAUCGUGGCUUUUAUUGUUGCGUUUGUUAUUCUAGAGAUGCAAAUUCUUCAAAUGACGAAUGUUACAACACAUGAUGAUCACAACGGUAGGAGAAACCUUAAUCGGACCCAUUAAUUUCUCCUCUUAUUUUCUUAAUAGAUCGCUCUUUAAGAAGAUCUUAAGUGAUAGUCAUUUCAUGAUACCCUACAACUUUGGGAAUCAUUUAUGACUAAAAACACAUGUGCUCUUGUAAUGUUCAGUUUGACAUUUCGAGUUUCCACUUUGCUGGAAUGUUCUUUCAGAAUCUUAAAUACUUUCCUUUUAACUGUAUUUUGUGAUUGAUUUUCUCCACAUCGAGAUGAAAUAGAGAAUUCGUGUUUGUGUCAUUACGUAAAUCUCCAAACUUCCCAUAUCAAGCUAAGAAACGUCGUCCUUCGAGUAAAUACGCACAGAUUCGUUCUCGAUGCUGGCUCCGACUUGAUUUAUUAAAAAAUAAUUGGUUUAAGCAGCCGUUCUUAAUCCUUGGCUCGUAAGCCUAGGCAUUUGGGAUUAAUUGAAAGAUAAAGUUUAAAAUGUCAGUCCGUUUACAAUAACCAUCUAAACAGUUUUCAUGUUUUGUAUACAAGAUUAAAAGUACUACACCUAAAAUACGUUGUACCCGUAGCUUCUAGAUAUUGUGAACUUGAAAGCAGCAAAUGAUGAUGUUAGCUAUCAUUUUUAAUAUUGAUUGGAUGAUAAACAUUGGGUUUCUGACAGGUUUAAAAUAAUCCUCUUUCCACUUUCAAGAGCCUUAUUUCUCCCACUUUAACCAGCUUUACUACUAACUAAUUUCAACUAGCUUUACUACUCUCCAAACUAACAAAAAGGGUUUAGAAUAUCAAAGCGCAAUGGAAAACGAAGACAUCUAGAGUGUUAUCCACUCCAUGUGCUCUGUUUUAUGUUAGAAUGAAACUUUUUGUGUAAAUAACAUUAUCAAAUCAUGAUUAAUGAAGAGGAAGUAUAAAAGACAAGGGAGAUGACCUGUUACAUUCCAUCCAUAUACCACUGUUAUCCAAUUUUCUCUGAGGACAUCAAUUUCUUUGGUAACAUACAGUAGUUGGUCAUUAACCUGGUGGUCAAUUCUCCUGUUCUUCACAUGUUCCUUUCUUUUAAUGCUUAAUUUUGUUCUUAUUUUAGAGUAUGCAGGGAAUUUGCCGUCUAGCAAUAUUUUGAGAGACAGGGGUCAAUUUGAAAACAACUAUGAGGUGCUGCAAUAUUUAUUGUUUCAUUAGUUUUUUCUCAGGCCAAUGUCAUGGCUAACUGAUGUGCAGUAACAUUAGGAUAAUGUUAAGUGGAAAGGAGAGCAUUCUCCACAUCAUAACCCUUUCACUCCCAAGAUCUCAUUUGUACUUCUCCUUACUGUCUGCUAAAUAACUUUUAUGUUGUUCGUUCUGAGAAUUUGGUAUUGGAUCAACUAGUAAUCCUGAUAGGGUAAGGAGAAAUUUUGUCUUAUUACCCAUGGGAGCUAAAGGGUCAAUAAAAACAGUUCAAUCCAUCAGAAUAUAAUGAGAGAAUUUUGUGAACUAGGGGAAGAAUUCUCCAAACUCGAACACCAAAUGAACACACUAUUGAAUUUGGAAGAGUCUUUUAAGAAUUAGACUGCUCUGCUGCAAGUUUAUUACUGUAGUGAGACAUACUCACUCAGUGGCCAGAGCUUAUGCUGGUUUGAUUGUACCAUAUCUGGAUGACAUGCAUGUGUAUUGGAACUUUAACCCUAUCAUUCCAUAGAUUGAAAUAUAAAUCCUCCAUACUGUUUGCACUACAUAUCUUACAAUUUUAGAUCUAAGAAUUUGAUGUUUGAUCACAGAUUCUCUCCUGGUUAAUUUUUCUCACUUAUCAUGACCUUUUUGCUCAAUAAUGUAUUGAAAUUGGAAGCAUUUUAUUAGGUUUUCUGGGAAUUUUUUUGGUAUCCUUUGCAAAUUUCUAUGCAAAUUGUUUUGCCCACCCACUUCAAUAAUCCACUCAUCCAAGUGGGCUUAUAACAGGAAAAUUUUUGUUUAGGAAAGGCAAUAAUGUGGCCCAUUACCAGGUAGGGCUUUUAAGUGUGUGUGAGGAGGGAGGAGGCAGUUUACAGUAACCACAUUUGUAGACUAGAGACCAGUUAGUUGCAUUCUUGUCUGAAGGAUGACACUAUCAAUACAUACAUAUGGAAAAAUUGCCUUAUUAUCAAAAGUCUCACACAAAUUGACUUAGCGCAAGCAGAAACCAGACUUAUUGAUCUUGAGGCUCUUCUGAUAAUUGGAUGGUAACUUCCCACUGUGCUCAGCUGUGACCCCAUUUGGGGUGCAUUGCCUGGAGGGGUCAGGUGCACAACUGCUCAUGCAAUGAUGUGUCAGUCCUUACAUGAAUGUAGAUAGCUUAAUUUACAUUUCUAGUCAAGGAAUUAAGUAGAAGUAAUACUUCUAACCUCAAUUUAGAAUGCAAAGUGGUUUUAAUGAGGUAGAUGUUAUUGUAUUAAUUCUUGUUAAUAUUAUACCCUUGUGCUCUUUUGGUGAUGUUAACCAGAGUUGAUAAAAUUUAACUCUUCAGAUUUGUAACUUUUUUUGUUUACAAAACUUAAUUUUCUAAGAUGUUUCAUUCAUUCUAUCUCUUUCAACAGUCUGACUCGUCCACUAGAGGGAAAGCCAGAUUACAAACUGAAGAUGAUCACAUCAUAAUUUUCUACAACAGAGUCCCAAAGACAGGCAGCACAUCUUUCAUGGGUGUGCUUUAUGCUUUAUGCCGUCCAAACAGAUUCCAUGCUCUGCACCUCAAUGUCAGUCGAAACUCUCACGUGAUGUCACUUUCUGAUCAGAUACGUUUUGCUCGCAACAUUACAACAUGGAAACAGGUGAUGCCAGCUGUCUAUCACGGUCAUCUUGCCUACAUGGACUUUCAAAGACUCGGUGUUUACCAAAGUCCCCUAUUUAUAAACAUGAUAAGGAAGCCUUUGGACAGACUAGUUUCCUACUACUAUUUCUUGAGGUUUGGAGAUGAUUUUAGGCCAUACCUUCGAAGAACAAGACAAGGAGAUAAAGAGGUAUGGAAGUUGUGUUUAACUUAGAUGGCUUAAAAAAAUGUGGAGGAGAGUUGUUUGAAAUUUUUGUACAUUUUGUGAAUUUUUGAACCAACCUCCAUGGAUUUUGAUUAUGGAUGACAGUAACUUGAAUUGUGUUAUCAAUUUGAGUUAUUGUAUAUAUGAGUAUUGAAGUUGGAAACAAUUUCAAAUGGCUGUAUGUGACAUGGAAUUGUUCUAUAUUGAAACAUACUUAUGGCAAAAAUGAUUAAUUUUAGGGAUCCAUUUAACCCUUUAACUCCCAAGAUCUGAUUGUCAAUUCUCACUUUUAGCUGUUACACAUUUCCUUGUAUAUUACACAUAGUUAUUAUGAGAAUUUGUUGUUACAUGUAGGUCAAAAUAACAACUUUUACCUGAUAAGUUUGACAACAAUAUCUACACAUUGGACAAUGAAUGAAUAUCAAAAAUUGUUGAGAGAAGUUACGUGUUAAUCACAUCUCUGAGAAAAAGGUGGAAAGGUUGUCACAAUAUUGAUAAUUCGUGUCUUCCUGUCUUAGGAAAAUGUUGAUUUCUUUCCUGCUCACCUAAUUCUAAAGGUCAUUUUUUGUGGGAAAAUGGUGAAAUGUGUGAGUAACAUAGCACUUUGAAGUAAACUAGCUGAUAUGUUCCAUUUUCUGACUAGACAUUUGAUGAAUGUGUUAAGAAUGGAAAUCCAGAUUGCAGGCCUGAGAGGCUGUGGCUGCAAAUUCCAUACUUUUGUGGUCAUGCACCGCAGUGCUGGUGAGUUCCACUCCUGUUUGUCCCUCUUUUUUUUUUUGUUUUUUUUUUUGUUUUUUUUGUUAUCAAUAGCCAUGUUUUAUUAGUCAACAUAAGUUAUUUUAAAACAUAAAAUUUGGCAGUUUAUACUGUUCUAAUCAAUGACACAUGUAAACUGUAAGUGAGUGAAGCCUGCAGGAUUUUGACCUGGCACUGGAGAUAAGAAAAGUGGUAAUUAGCCAUGCAGAAUUCUGUGCCAAAAUUUGACAGCCUGAAGCAUUUGUUCUUUAGAUGUGGUGAAUAUUCUCUUGUUUCUUUACACUAUUUUCUUGUCACCAAAUUCCUGAAUGAAAAUGCUGAGGAUGUGAGUUGAAGUAGUUAUGGUGUGAGAGUGGCUCACACCACUAGAAUAGAAUACAGAAUAGAAUGCAGUGACUGAUAGUAUCACUUGCACCACUGCAUGUACCCCCUUUGUCCCCCCUCCCCCCUGCCCUCCACCUUUAAACCUUCAGGAGCUCCUUCAGGAAAAAAAUUUGUACAUGCUGUUUUCAAGGAAACCACCACAAACAAAAUAUCUCUAUGUCUCCUAAAAGUUUAUUAAAUGCAGACUUUAAUAAAAUUACAAGUUAUUUUGAUUUUUACUCAUCUUAAAGCAGAAAAAUGAUCAAACAUCAUUCUACAACUCUUAAUGUGCACUCAUGUGCAUAUGGAGAUUUUUCACAUAAUUUUUGGAAAAUGUAUGUUGAAGGGAUUGACUUAAAUAUAUUUAAAAACAACAAAUUUGUGGCCAAAGUUGACCUGUGAAGCUUUGGAGUAACCUCAACCCACUUACUAAAAUGCAAUAUCAGGAGUGUUUUAUGUCUGACUAACUUCCCCCCCCCCCCAGAUAGAAGUCCUCAGGAUACCCCCAUGAUUUUUCAGGUUUCCAGCACAGCACAGUGAUAUUGGCCAAGCUUCAUACCAGAGACCUUUUUUUUUUUUUUGCAUUCACAUUCCAGCACCAUGACCAUUUAUACCCUAACAUCAGUAUCUACAUUCUCCAUACUUUUCUUAGAUACAUUUCUUCUGUUACUGACGAGGAGAAUUUGUUCAUAAAUCAAAGCUUCUUAAGUUGGCAAUCAUUUCGUUUAAGAAGAAUUCAGCCACAGGUCACUCUUAUCAAUAAAAGGUUUAAUUACUUAGCAACUACUUUAACCAUAAAUUGUAAUGAAUUUCAGGUCACCAGGAAAUAAAUGGGCUUUGGAGCAAGCUAAAAGAAACUUAGUUGAAAAAUACUUACUAGUGGGAAUCACUGAGGAAAUGGGGAACUUUGUCGCAGUUUUGGAAGUAGUACUGCCAAGAAUAUUUAAAGGGGCAACAAAAUUGUUUAAUGAAGGUGAGAAGAAUUAUCACUAAAUACACAUGCUUAUUAAUAGCGGAGCUCGCGUAGCCCCAUAAUCAUACAAAAUAGUAGUAACCUAUCAAGCCGAAAAACCGUACAAGUUGCUACUUUUAACAUGCGUGGUCAACUGUACCGCGGGCACGCCAACACCACGACUUUGUCCAGUAGUCCAGUGGUCAGAGCACUGGGCUCCGAGUCGGACGACUCGGGUUCUAAUCCUGGCCGGGGCAAGGCGUUGUGCCCUUGAGACGUGCGGGAAAAAAAUGCGAGCUCCGCUUUUAGGCUUGGCUAAAUCUAUAUAUUAAUAUGUGGAGAAUCCUUUCUGUUGGAUUUUUUUUGUUCCUUCGCAAAGUAAUGCCAUUUUGCUAUGAAACUUGUUCAAAAUAAAUAGUGUGUAUGUAUAUGGAAUAACCUUCAAGACCAAACUUCAAAAUCAUUUAUUACAAUUAAAAUAAAGAAAAAAAGAAGCUUGUCGAGCAAAUUAGUUAAAAGUCAGAAUGGUUUUUUUUUUCUAGACUAAAAUUAAACCAAGAAAUGUUUUGUUUUUGUGUCGAAGCAACACGUACAUAGAAGAGUUUAUACAGUUCACUUCUCUAUUCUUGAUUUUUCUGUAUUGAAUUUUCAUUUACUAUUUUUGUACUUUUUUCUGUUUCAGGUGGUAAAUCUCAUCUAAGGAAGACAGCAUCGAAGAAACCAUUGGAAAGUUCAACAAUUGAAUACUUUGAACAAUCAAAAAUAUGGAAAAUGGAAAAUGAUUUUUACGAAUUCGCUAAUAAGGUUUUUCAAGAUGCCAAGAAGAGGGCGCUGAUAAUGAAGGACGGUACCUUAGAACCUGUAAAAAAACAAUUCUUUUACGAGAAAAUAAGGCCAAAAUAAGCCAGUUAAGUAUUUGAAUUACUCAGAUUUUUAAUAUAUACUCAGGAUAAUUUUCCCCUUAAAUGAGCGAGGAGUUGAUAUUGAUGUCCGUAAGAGUGAAGUAUCAACUGAAGCCGCUCAUUUUAACACUACUGAGUUAACACGAGGAGUUGAGAUAAGCACGAAAUGACACGGCCAACAGCGUCACAUUGUCUCUGAAACUCGCUCAAUAUUAACAUCAAGUCGUCAAAUUUAGUUGACUUUCUCGGUGUGGAAUGUUUAUGGAGCAACAUUCAAGUCCAGAGAGAAAAAGAGAAAAAUUGGGAUCAAUGUCAGUAUUAGACAACUGCGCGCUUACCCCUCCCCUAACCCUACAGCAGUCAAAGGGGAGGGUUAGUGUUUGGUUACGGGAGGAGUAGGUGCGCAGUUGCUCAGUGAUCUAAAAAUUGAUGUCGAGUGUGGACUCACUCCUUAAAAUGUUGAAUUGAAAAAUUUCCUUCCGUAAUCGUGCAGUUGCGAGGGAAAAAUUAAGAAUUGAAAUGAAACAUAGCACUUACACAAUUCUGCUGCCUUUGCGUUGUUCGGAAAAUCCUCUUGAAAUGGAGACUACCCGUGAAGGAGAAAAUUGUCACUCAACUACUACAUGGGGAUCUUGUGGAAAAAGACAUUGAGCAAAAUAUAGAAAAGGUACUGUAUGUGAAGUUCAGUUGUCUGACUGCCCGUUAAUUCGGAAUAAGUUAGAAACUUAAACUUUUCAAAAUCGUCUUUGCCAACACACUCCCCAUACUACCUCAAUAGGGCGAGUGUCGCAAAUCCAAUCCAAUAGUUAUCACAUGGUCAAUCAGUGCAAAGGUACACGACAGAACGAGCCAAUCACUGCUUAGAGUAAACGUAUGCGAAAAGAAAUGGUACCCAGACUAAGUCUUCUCUCAUUGGUUUAGAAGCAGGUG